UGACUCAGCGCAGCGGCCCGGACAGAGAGCAUAAAAAUCACAGUCAUCAGCGCUUAAAACACACUCAUCGGACAUCUACACACACAGGAAUACCCAAUGCUGAUUGGCCGGUGGCUCCUCUGAUGCGAUGACAUCACAGGCAAAGCACUCCCGCGUUCGAGCAGCUGACCUGCAGGAGAGUCCCGUCCGUGCGCUGCAGCGAUGAGCACGCGGAGAGAAGCGUUCCAUCUGGCGAUGACAUCACAGUGAACUGCGCACCGGGCGACAUGAUGUCAUGAGGAUACGUUUUGAACGUAAAGCUGGAGAGGGUUUUCCGUGACCAGACAUUUUUGGCCUCGUUGCGCGGACGUACAGCUGAAGUCCAAAGCGAACGCACCUGAAAUAUUCUUUUGAAAGGCACUGUUCUAUUUACGGUUGUCAGCGUGACAUAAUUCAUGUGCCUUGUGAGAAGUUUUAUGCAGUUCUUUGGAUGUAUUUGCGCCGAAAGUGUUCGUGAACUGGCAGUCGCUCACACCUGGACCCCAAGGACCCACCGGUGAGCAGGGUGACUGAGUGGAUUUACGUUCAAUCACCCGUGGAGCCCCAGGCAGGUAUGUUUGCGGCGGUAGAACAUGGCCCCGUCCUUUGCAGCGACUCCAACAUCCUAUGCCUGUCGUGGAAAGGUCGAGUGCCCAGGAGCGAGAAGGAGAAGCCCGUCUGCAGGAAGCGAUACUAUGAGGAGGGGUGGCUGGCCACGGGGAAUGGCAGAGGGGUCGUGGGGGUGACGUUCACCUCCAGCCACUGCCGGAGAGACAGAACCACCCCGCAACGCAUCAACUUCAACCUGAGAGGACACAAUAGUGAGGUGGUGUUAGUGAGGUGGAAUGAACCCUUUCAGAAGCUUGCCACGUGCGACACAGAUGGCGGGAUCUUCGUUUGGAUCCAGUACGAGGGCCGCUGGUCUGUAGAGCUGGUCAACGAUCGAGGAGCUCAGGUGAGUGACUUCACGUGGUCUCACGAUGGGACUCAGGCUCUGAUCUCGUACCGUGAUGGUUUCGUGUUGGUGGGAUCGGUUAGCGGUCAGCGCCACUGGUCUUCUGAAAUCAACCUGGAGAGUCAGAUCACUUGUGGCAUAUGGACCCCCGACGACCAGCAGGUGUUGUUUGGCACUGCAGACGGUCAGGUGAUCGUCAUGGACUGUCACGGGCGGAUGUUAGCUCAUAUUCUGCUUCAUGAGGCGGAGGGGAUUGUCAGCAUGGCCUGGAAUUGUCCCAGCUUUCUGAUGGAGGACAGCAGCGAGAGUGACACCGACUCGGACGAUUAUGCACCGCCACAGGUGCACAGCCUGAAGCCGCUGUUGACGGUCUGCUUCACAUCUGGAGACAUCAGUCUGAUGAGCAGCUAUGAUGACCUCUCCCCGACAUUGAUACGCACUGGCCUCAAAGAUGUGGUUGUGCAGUGGUGCUCUCAGGGUGACCUGCUGGCUGUUGCUGGGAUGGAGAGACUUGGAGUGACCCCUGACCCUGCUGUUGCUCACGCAACCCAAAAUGCCAUUGUUAAGUUUUACAAUGUCAGCGGUGAACACAUUUACUCACUGGAAACACCUGCUCAGAGACCGAUCCGUACGCUGUGCUGGGGUCAUCGGGAUUCUCGCCUUUUCCUCGCUUGCGGCCCAGCUCUGUACGUGGUUCGCGUGGAACACAGGGUGACCAGUCUGCAGCUGCUGUGUCAGCAGGUCAUCGCAAGUGCCGUUCACGAGGAGAAGGAUGUAGCCAAGCUGAACAUGCCCUCGCGCUUAAGCACAUACGUGUCCUCUGCCUUCGCCCCGACCAUAAAGCCCCCCAUCCCAGAUCCCAACAACAUGCGAGACUUUGUGAGUUACCCGACAUCAGGUAAUGAACGUCUACACUGCACUAUGAAGCGCACCGAGGACAACCCUGAGGUUGGCGGUCCGUGCUACACCUUGUACCUGGAGUAUUUGGGGGGGCUUGUCCCUAUUCUGAAAGGCCGCAGGAUUAGCAAGCUCCGCCCUGAAUUUGUCAUCAUGGACCCAAAGACAGAUGGGAAAAUGGAUGAAGUUUAUGGGAACAACUUCAUUCCCUCCAUGAUUGACAGCUGCAAUUGUUCAGAUUCUAGUGACAUUGAGCUGAAUGAUGAUUGGGUGGGAAAGAAAUCCCCAAAGAUUUCCAGAGGGAGCAAGUCUCCCAAACUUCCCAGGAUAAAUAUAGAUCCCCGUAAGUCCCCCAAGCUCUCCCGAACCACACAGGAAAUAUCCCGAUCACCACGGUUACCCAUUCGCAAACCCUCCAUCGGCUCUCCAAGUCUGACUCGCCGAGAGUUCCCUCUAGAUGACAUCACACAGCACAAUUAUCUUGCGCAAGUUACGUCCAACAUAUGGGGAACAAAGUUCAAAAUAGUAGGACUAACAGCAUAUUUGCCAACAAAUCUUGGUGCAGUUAUCUACAAGACAAGUCUGCUUCACCUCCAGCCCAGACAGAUGACCAUCUACCUCCCUGAGGUGAGGAAGAUCUCUGUAGACUACAUAAACCUACCUAUGUUCAGUACUAACAUCUUCAGUGAGGAUGAGGAUGAUCUGCCUGUCACAGGAGCAUCAGGAAUCACUGAAGAUAAUCCACCUUGCACUGUCAACAUACCAAUUGCCCCCAUACACAGUCCUGCCCAAGCCAUGUCUCCAACCCAAAGCAUUGGCCUGGUCCAAUCCCUACUAGCCAAUCAAAACGUCCAUUUGGAUGUAUUGUCUAAUCCAACAUCAACGGUGGCACCACCUGGGGUGGCUGACCAAGGACAACAAGACACUGUGCUCACCACACAGUACACUGUUCCUGCCAGGUACUCUAGUCCUGGCCAGGUGAUCUUUGGAGGUUUGGAAGUUGGACGACUUUUAGUUCCCCAGCAUCCAACAUCCCAACAUCAACAGCAGCAACAACAGCAAUCACAGCAGCAGCAACAUCAACAACAGCUGCAACAACAUCUACAGCAACAGCUUCAACAAUAUCAACUUCAGCAGCAACAGAUGUUGCAGCAUCAGCAGAUUCAGCAGCAGCAACACAUGCAGCACCAGAUCCAACAGAUGCAGCAACAACAGCAAAUGCAGCAGCAACUUCAGCAUCAAAUCCAACAGCAGCAUCUACAAAUGCAAAUGCAGCUACAGCAACAGCACCAGCAAAUGCAGCAGCAGUUGCAACAGCAGCAUCAGAUGCAAAUCCCUGUUCCACCAUUGCCCUCAGGUCAACCAUCAUGCCCCUUCAUUCAGAGCACAAUACCAGUUCCUCCUCCUAAAGGAGAGAACAGUACAGAACGAGGGGAGCAUGAGCUCCUGCUUAAGAUUAAGACUACUCGUUCUGCCCCACAAUUGGCUGAGGGUGAUGCUGUAGUUUUCACUGCUCCCCUUGAAUUAAGCAAAAUGAACCCUCCCCCUCCCUAUCCUGGCACAGUUGCCGCUGCAGUGGCAACUGCAGCAGCUUCCUCUGCAAGUUCCACCUCUGGAGUAGCUGGGGGAAGCUUUAGCAUACCACCCUCAGGGGAAGUUUGUAUAAAGAAAGGGGAUUUGACCUUGUAUCCACCGGGUGUGCAGGCGGCUCAGUACCCAACACCGCUGGGCUAUGAACGCAUCACCACCUUUGACAGUAGUGGUAAUGUGGAGGAGGUGUGCCGUCCCCGUAUGCGACUUGUUUGCAACCAGAAUGUUUACACACUGCAGGGCCCAGGAAGCUCUGCCACCCUCAGGGUCUCAACAUCAUCAUCUACUGCAGAGGGGAAGGUGCAGCUGCCCUAUGCCUCAGCCACAUUGAACCGUCUCACUGUGCCAAGGUACUCUAUACCCAGUGGGGACCCACCCCCUUACCCUGACACAGCCAAUCAGGUUGCAGCAGGGCGGAGCCCUGGGCAGAGACUCGACAGCAGCCUGAUUCAUGCUACCAUGAGGCGGAACAGUCGAGAAGCUGCGCUGAAGGUUUCUCAGAUGCUGGAUCCCCAGAGGACACUCCCCUCGAAGGCCAAAGCCAGUACUUUGUCUGCUUCCUACCAGCAGAGAGGACCAACAGAUCUUUAUACAUGCAACCAGUGCAGUAGUAACAGUAGUGUUAGUGGUGGGGCCACUAGCAGUGGAAGUAAUGGAAUAGCUGGUGGAACAAUCAUUAGGCAAGAUUUCCCAACAACUGGGGGUUGUGCACCUCACAGCACAGUUAUAGUGCACUCUAACAGUGCCUCGCCUCUGCCUUCCCAAUCCUCCUAUAAUCUGCUAAGUAUGGAUGGCAGCAGUGGGGUAACUAGUGGAGGUGGAAACAGGGAAAGGGCUGACUAUAUCAACUCUGCCUUUACAGAGGAUGAGGCUCUCAAUCAGUCUCUGAGGCAAAUGGCUCUUAAUACAGAGGUAAUGAGUUUGACAGUCAAACGGCCACCACCGUAUCAAUGGGAUCCAUCUGCUACUGAAGAAAUUUGGGUUCCUCAAGAGCGUACAGUGACUCUGUCCACCUCUGGACCUCCUGCAUCCCACAAACCUCCCUCACUCAUCCUUAGCCCAGCACAGCAUCUGGACAUUUCCCAUCUUUCAUUUGUCCUCUCACCUAAAUCUCCAACAAGUCCUAACGCCACAACUUUCCAAACACCAGGAGCUUAUCAGAUUGCUCUGCCCUACCCACCAAGUGCAGCGUACAGUGGUCCACACCUUCAGCCCGUACAAGCAUCUCUACAUCCCUCCUCGCCCAAAGAAGUGGUUGCUCCACUUUCCUUUUCCCAGCAAGACCAGGCAAUGGUCUUGCCACCUGGUUUUCCACCCAAUUUGCCCAACCUUGCUUGCUGCCCCCUUCCACCAAUGUACCCUGGGCCAGCUUCUUGUUCCAAUCUCCCUGUGACUUCGAUUCCUCUUCAUCCAUGGGGAACUUACAAUCCGUCUCCACCCAUGCCAAGCCCCUCAGGUCCUCCCCCGACCCUUCCACCAAAGGCCUCCCACAUGCUAGAUAAGCCUGUUAUCUCUCCUCCCCCUCAACCACCCCCUCUGCCUUCACCCCCACCAGACCCCCAGAGUGUAGUCAGUCCUCCAGAGGCCAUCGCAGAGGCUGGGGAGGGCUUUCAAGAAGUGCUUUCACUGAACGAAAGCCCAGUUCCCCAACGAGCAGACCGGUUUGGCAAGAAGAACCGAAAGCGGUUGGACAACAGUAGAGCAGAUGAAGCCAAUGUUCCAGCAAUCACAGAGGGAGGCAAUAAGUCCAAAAAAGAGGGCCGUGCCCUUGGCGACUUCAACUCCCUCAUCUCCAGUCCAAGGUUGGGUGGACGAGACAAGAAGAAACCCAAAGGCCAGAAAGAGCAGCUGAAAGCCAAAAAGCAAAGCAAGGCCACAACGAACGAGUUCCAGGACAGCUCAGAGAGCGAGCCAGAGCUCUUCAUCGGUGGAGAUGAGCUGAUGAACCAGAGCCAGAGCAGUAAAAAAAGCUGGAAGGCAAAAAGGAACUUACGAGCUGGAGGUUGCGAUCUAGAUGAAAUCAAAAGUCGCAAGGCUAAUGAGAAAGAGGACCGUGGCCUCGGCAGCCAGGGCUUUGUCUACAUUAUGGCCAACAAACAGCCUCUUUGGAAUGAAGCCACUCAGGUCUACCAGCUGGACUUUGGAGGGAGAGUCACGCAGGAAUCAGCAAAGAACUUCCAGAUUGAGCUUGAGGGGAGACAGGUGAUGCAGUUUGGAAGGAUCGAUGGAAAUGCAUACAUCCUGGACUUUCAGUACCCCUUCUCGGCUGUGCAAGCGUUUGCUGUAGCGCUUGCUAAUGUCACCCAGCGCCUCAAAUGAUUGGCAUGAACAUUUUAGCCAAUUAUGCCAUUUUUCUUUCUAUGCUCUCUGUUUUAUUCCCAGUUUAAGAUGCAGUACUAAUACUUGAAACCUUCAUCUGGAAAGCAAUUGCCACAUUUUCCAAGCGUUAGAGGUACUACUGGGCACUGAAAUCAAUUGCUGUAAACCAUACGUCAUUACUUUCUCAUUUAUUUUGCAUAAGAGAGUAAUCUUUGUAAAGUUGACAAACUUUAAGGAGGUCAUAUCUAAACUUGCUUUCAGGGACUUUCCCCUUGGAGUAUAAUUGCUAGCAUCUGAUUGGAUGCUUUUUGGCUCGCAUAAAAUGUGUUAAGAAUUCGUAAGACUGAAUAUCCAGUCUGUAGCUGUAUACUCCUGAAUAUUUCUGUUUGGAUGGAUUUGCUUUGGCAGACCGAAAACAAUAUAAGCUCAAAGGUGAAACCAUCGACGCUGUAUUCAUUAGUACUCUAGCUCUUCGAAUGUUUGUAGUGUUCCUAAAAUACCUUUUCACUAUUCUUUCAUCCACACUAUUGUUUUUAUUUGUCCUGCAUGUUUUACCUUUACUGAUCGUGCAUCUCCUUCAUGUUAAGAAACAGGAAGUGAAGAUGUGCAAAGACGGAGCUCAUGGUUUGUUUUUUUCCUCCUGAAAUGAAGUGACUGCCCUCUGCUGACGCUUCUGUGAAGUGUAUUUUGUGUAAUGGCUCUCAAGCCACAUUUAGUCCACCUGAACAUGUGCAAACAAGCAACAGGAAAUAUUUUUCUACCGUGUUUCAACAAUGUCAUUUCAUACGAUUUUUGUUUCGAUUUUUUUGUUGUUGAUGAAAAUAAUGGGUUUGUGUUGUUACACAUUGUUGUUAUGAGUGCUAAGAAUAUAGCGGUGUUAGAUGAAGUCUAGUAGAGGUUUGUGAGGAACAACGGUGAGGUGAAAAUAUACCAACCUAGUGAUGAAGUUUGUAGCAUGAUCAGACAAGCCUCAGUCUCCGGUUCAGAGAGACUUUGAGCUACAUAAAGCCUAUUAAUGGGCCUGCUGAUAAUGCUAACUACAUUUCUUGUUGGGUUAAACGCUUUUGAAAGGGCUAGACAGUAUUUGUGAUGGGAACCAUUACAGCAUAACAUACAUUGUAUGUGUAUAUAUGCGUUUGUCAUAUGUCCCUAGUAAAGGAUAAACAAAACGGUUUAGUUUUCUUUUUGUGGUUAAAUUUGGUCCAUCACCAGGAUUUCUCUCUAAUGUUGUUUAAACUAAAGUUUAUUUAUUUAUUUAUGUCUUUGUUUAUUGUGCAAUAUUGUCAAGACUAAUGCUUUACUGUAGUUAAGCAGUUCACAAUUUCGCACCCUUGAAAAUGAAUGACAUUUAGUCCACCUUUUGUAAGAGUGAACGUUUUGUUUUAUGUGAAAACGAUUCUUCAGCUUGAUGUUGUAUAUAAAGUGAAUGAUGCUGAAUAUGUGUUGAAUUGUCUGUGGAAGGUGGUGGGGGGCAGUGAUGGGGUUCUACAGGUGUGUGUUGUUGGUGAUUGUGGUUAUGGUGUGUAGUGAAGUGACUUUGAAUGGGUUUGUCAUGUGUGUUCAAUGCAUCGUCUCCGAUGAGACUUUAUGACUUGUUCACUAAUAUGUAUUCCAGUCAUCAAACUGUUUCUCUGUUUUACCCAUUCGUGACAUCUCAAAUAUUCCACUGAAAUCAUCCCCAGUUAAACUGUUGAGGUGUGUAUGUGUGUGUGUGUGUGUGUGUGUGUGUGCGUGCGUGCGUGUGCGUGCGUGUGUGCACGCGCACUAUUGUAUGUAUUCGCUUGAUUGAGGUUUGUUGGACUUGUGUACUGUAAUUAUUUGAAAUGUGCUUUUGUAUUUGUAGGUCAAAAAGAUGUGUUGGAGACAAAGAAAAAACUGAAUUGUACUGAAUGGUAUAAAGGCAUGCUGGGUAAAUUCUGCUAUGGAGUAUGAACUUUUAGAAGUGGUGCGCAUGGUUUGGCUUUGGAAUUGAAGACGCACGUCUCAGUUUGUUAUAAUUGCAACAUUUACAUUUUAGAGCUCACGUUUGCUUUAGUUUGCAAAGAUUUGUGUCGAUUCUGUCUAAAAUACUCUAUAUGAAUUAUCCAUUAUUGCAUCUAGUUUUAUUGGUUUUAUCUGUUUAUUUGCUCUUUACUGUAUAUUUAGGGGAACCGUGAACUCUGUCACGCUUUGAUAUAUCCCCUUUUCAUUUGUUAUUAUUUUUUAAACUGACUCUGGGGUUUUGGGGUUAGGCCUAACUAACUUGAAGCCUAUAUGCACUAGGGUUUGCAUUGUACUGUAAUGAACAGUUUUGUUGUUCCUCAAAAGCUGAAUUGUGUCCUUUGUCGGUGUAUAGCCCAAUAAAGUG
Molecule: messenger RNA, 8126 nt
Organism: Xyrauchen texanus (razorback sucker)
Lineage: Eukaryota; Metazoa; Chordata; Actinopteri; Cypriniformes; Catostomidae
Gene: tulp4a
Product: TUB like protein 4a
Molecular function (GO): protein binding
Source: RefSeq, a predicted model, not a curated record